GUCUAAUCGCGGGCAGUUCUCCUAGAGCGCUCAACCAUCAUGCCUCCGUGUUGUGCAUCACAUGUGCGUGCGUUCAGACACGCAACAUUCCUCUGUGUUGGCCUCAUCGGACUGCCUUUAGGACCCGGGUUGUCUCCUUUGUAGUUGUUCGGAGGCGAUGAGGGGAGACCGAGAUGCGCUUCUUCUCCUAUCACGAUUCACAUCGCGGCUGAGCGAGCCGAGCCGAACCGAACCGAGCUGAACGGGGCAGCUUAAAGGCUCCAGCACCUGCUCGUCCUCCCUUUUUUUUCCCUCUUAAUUGCGCUCCAUUAAAAGGCUGUUUUUAAAAAAAAAAUUACUUUAUGUAAUAUUAAUUAUUAAUCGAAGGCCUAUAUUUUCCCGGUUAAUUUCGGUAGAGUAUGAGACGCAGAGCACCAUCCGAGGAGCAUUCCUCUUGUUGCCUUGGACCAUGAAUUAUCAAUGCUGCCAGCUGCGUUCCUGUGACACGAACCGAGGACAACAGCGGUGAAUUCCGGUUAACUUUUCUGCGCAUCAUUUGACGUUUCCAGCGGCAGCAGGUACUUCUUCCACUUGAGCGGCUGUCGGCCGAAAAGCAGCGAUGUGGAGCAAGGAGGGCACGUCUUCACUAGUCUUCUGCCUGCUGGUGCUCACGGCUCUCGGGGAAAUCAGAUCGGUGAAUGCCGUGUCGGAGAACAUCACCCUGUUCACGCUCAUCCUGGACAGACUGCUGGAUGGAUACGACAACCGUCUCCGGCCGGGUCUCGGAGACAGGGUAACCGAGGUGAAGACCAACAUCUUCGUCACCAGCUUUGGGCCGGUCUCAGACACCGACAUGGAGUACACUAUAGACGUUUUCUUCCGGCAAAGCUGGAGGGAUGAGAGGUUGACGUUUCACGGGCCGAUGAACAUUUUGCCCUUGAACAACCUGAUGGCGAGUAAGAUCUGGACUCCUGACACCUUCUUUCACAACGGGAAAAAGUCUGUGGCGCACAACAUGACCAUGCCCAAUAAACUGUUACGGAUCAAAGACGACGGGACUCUGCUCUACACCAUGAGGUUAACAGUGCAUGCCGAGUGCCCAAUGCAUCUGGAGGAUUUCCCCAUGGACUUUCACUCCUGUCCUCUAAAAUUUGGCAGCUACGCCUAUACAACCUCAGAGGUGACUUACGCUUGGACCUUAAAUGCUUCCGACUCGGUGGUGGUGGAAGAGGAGAGCUCCCGCCUGAACCAGUACGACCUGCUUGGUCAAACUGUUGGACAGGAACGCAUCAAAUCGAGCACAGGUGAAUACACUGUGAUGACAGCUCAUUUCCACCUAAAGAGGAAGAUUGGUUACUUUGUCAUUCAAACGUACCUCCCAUGCAUCAUGACAGUCAUCCUUUCCCAGGUGUCAUUUUGGCUAAACAGAGAAUCGGUCCCUGCUAGGACUGUGUUUGGCGUGACCACGGUCCUCACCAUGACCACUCUGAGCAUCAGCGCGAGGAACUCCCUGCCCAAGGUCGCCUACGCCACCGCCAUGGACUGGUUCAUCGCCGUCUGCUACGCCUUCGUGUUCUCCGCUCUGAUCGAGUUCGCCACUGUCAAUUACUUCACAAAGCGCGGCUGGGCCUGGGAUGGGAAGAGUGUUGUGAGUGAGAAGCAGAAGAAAGAGAGGGCUUCUGUGAUGAAGAAGAACAACGCCUACGCCGUAGCGGUGGCCAACUACGCGCCGAACGUCGGCAAGGACUCCGGCACGCUCCCGACCAUCGCCAAAGGCGGCGCCGUGGAUCCCGGCAAGGCCAGAGCGGACGGCAAGGCCCCGGAAGCCAAGAAGACGUUCAACAGCGUCAGCAGGAUUGACAGGCUGUCGCGGAUUAUGUUCCCGGUUCUCUUCGGCGGCUUCAACCUCGUCUACUGGGCCACCUACCUAAACAGAGAACCGGUUAUAAAGGAUAUGGUCCCGUCCAACUAGAACUCAGCUUCGGACGGGUUCCGGCCUGUGGAAGAGACGAACCAAAUACCUCCAGCCACUGCGGUACACAUACUUUUUGCAGUCCCGGAUUGCAGUGUAAUCCUCUUUCUCCGCCCGUUUUCUACACCGUCUGCAGCACUUUUGAAAAAUCCCGGCUUUUGUAAAUGUGUACGUAUAUUUAUAUAUUUAAGGCAUCAUUGUGAUACAUUGUGUGGUUACUUUUAAUCAAGUAUUUAUUAUUUCCUUUAAAGUUAUGUAUACGGAAACCUUCACGUGGCCACUGUACAUACAAACCAAAUGGAUAAAGACCCUGGACAUUCACACAUGCAGAAAUUUACUAAUAUAUUUAGUGUGUUCACCUAUAAAAGGUAAAAUCACAGCAUUGUUUUUUAGUUUGUUCGUUUUUUGAGUGGAAGGAACUGAAAAUAACGUUUUUGGUUUCAACCAUGAUUAUUUGAGCAACAUAAUUUUUUUUUUAAGUAGAUAACUCACAUCAGUCUAAUAGUGUUCCUGUUUUAAACUUAUAUUAUAGUCUGGGACAGAAGACAAUUGAAGCAAUCUAAACUAAAAAAAAAAAGAAAUCACUCGUGUGUCAGAAACAACGUCUGUGUUUCUCCAGCGUUUACGUGCCAGGUUUGAUUUCAGCGCAGUACUUCUGUAGAAAAACCAAGAGAAAUCAGGGGGACUCUGGUAUGAAAUUCUAAAUAUGAAGUGAAAGUAUGAGCACCACUGUCUUGGCUGACUGUUUAGCAUUAGCAUCAGCGUUAGCAUUUAGCUGUGGUCAUGCUUACGGGGAUGGCUUUAUGUCGGCGCGUGGUUUCAUUUCGUCCACAUGGAUUUUGUUUACAUCCCUCCCUUCUUCCAUGUCAACAAAUCAUUUCCAGCCUGUUGGUUUUCGGCAUAUUUCAUAAUUUUGUACUUUGACGUUUUUGAUUCUGCGCUGACUUUUCUGAAUAUGAACUGGUAUCAUGUGCCAUGAGGUGUGUUGUAUUGACCAUGCUGUAAGUCAUCCAUGGCUGGUGGACAUUUUGGAACUGCUUUGACAACCUACCAUUCGAAGUAAUCUUCAAUAAUCUAUAAAACGGUUGACAGUAGGGAGAGGUGGUUAAUGAUGCCUAUCAGCUGGAGGUCGGACUGGAAUCAGAACCAAAACAAAUGCGAAAAUAGUUUAAAACAAAGUUUUUAGAAAAUAAUAUGCAACUGCGUUAAGUCAUACAUGAUUUGAGUGCUUUCUGACAAUUUAUCUCCAUAAUUAUGUAAUCAUAUGCUAUUGUUUAACCCUCCUGUUACAUUGCCAUUACAACGGAUGCGAUUUAUUUUAUGUUUUGCACUUCAAAUAUUAUGGUUGAGCCAAAAUCUCUCACGUGUUCAGCUGUUGCUGUUUUUUCACCAGAGUUUGUAUCACACCCCAUCGCCUAUUAUUACAUUUAAUCCAGUUGGAUCCUGUUGACUCUGGUAAAAAAAAAAAAAACUAACAGUAAAAUAAUCCAUGACCUAACCAAAAUAACUUAAAGAAAUCUCCAUAGUGAUGGAUAUUUAUAUGGGUCUCCUAUGGCAACUACGAGUUGAUGUACGGUCGAUACAAUCCCACAUUAGACAACAGCAUUUCACUCCACUUUUAUAUUGCUGUUUUAAAUGGUUGUGUGCAUUCUUUUUCUGCAACCACUUUGGUUUAUUGUUUAUCUUUUUUUGUUGUUGUUUUUGUUUGGGGUCAUUUUACGUCUUGAUGAUUUUGUAUAUCAAUGUUUUUUGCUGGUUUUGCUGUUGACUUUUUUUUUUUUUUUUUUUAAGCUGUUUUAUACCAAUUUUCCAACAAUUCUGUCAUCCCUUGAGGAGAUUUUGUUCCAGUUUUAAACUAAUUGCCAGCACAACAAAAAAAAAAAAAAAAAUCCCAGUGGGAGAUUACUCGAAGUUGUAUAGCCAAAACAAAGAACAGAAUAAAAUCAAUGAAUUUAGGAUUAAAUUUGACAUGUUCAGAAAAAAUGUACAGAUAACUUCUAAGAUUGAAGUGUUUUUCAUUUUGUUUUUAUUAAUCUUCAUUUCUUGAAUAACUUAAAAACUGAGUGAAGCAAAUUGAUGGAACAUCAAUACAGAAAAAGAAAGUGUAUGAAUUUGUAAAAAAAAAAAAAAGGGACGGCCAGAACGUCUUUCAUACUCAAUUUAGACACAAUAUCAUCAAAACCAUAAAUUCACCUGCAUCAUUGUCUCUUUUUAGUGUAAAUCAUACAGAUUUUAUUAAAAUGGUGAGAUGAAAAAACUCCUUGGAAAAAAAAGGUUUAAAAGCUGAGAGCAUGUGUUCUGCUUCUGUUUACAGUCAGACGAGUCGCCCCCUGCUGGCCAGCUAGAACCUUACAGUGACUUUUACACACUGUACACACUUUUUAUGCAUGGUGAUAUGUUUUUUCUGUUCAGUUGUCAGUCACUAAAAAAAGUUUUUUUAAAAAAAGAGGAAAAAAGGCUAAAACAUUUUUGUGGAUUUGAGAUGGCUGACUGCUUUUGAAUUAAGCAAAGGAAAACAAUUUGCAUGAAAAAGACAAACAAAGGGAGGAGCUGGAGGUAGAAAAGUGUACUGGACGCAACUACAGACAGAAGGAACAGAAAUGUAGAAGAAAGUGUGUGUGUUGUUUUUACGUUAACCUCUGAAAUGUAACAAUUGUGUUCUCCAUAAGCGAUGUUGAGAUUUGUUGCGGUGGGAGAGGCGUUCCCUCGACGUCGUUGCUUCAAUCAGAACGUCUUCCUCUGAAGUGUUCACUGUUUCCACCAUGUUUCAACGUCGCCGAAGACAAAUCAGGAAAUCCUUACACAUCUGAGAGCGAUACCGCAAAUAUCCAAACGUAUAGACCCGAUUUUAACUCCACUAAAGAAAAAAAACGAAAAAAGUUCAGAUAUCUCUUGUUGUUUUGUUUUUCUUUCACAUCCAGCUAAUCGUUUGUGGCCUGAAGUGAAAGGACGCUGUCAGGCUGUAGAGGAAAACCGGAAGGUACACGCGGUUGUCAUGUGAUUUAUUGCCAUUAGCAUCAAAAUAGAACAGGAGCUACCAGUUGUUCUGCUUCACAAACAUCUGGCACGAGAAAAAAAAAAAAAAAUCUGAAUAUUAAGUUAAACCCAUGUCUGUGUCAUGAAGUCCAUUAAGUUUUUAAGGCUUAAUUUAUCCUCCCUUACAGAAAUGUAUGAUAUAAAACAUUUGUUGAUGAUUUUUGUCUGUCAUUGUGUAUAUACAGUAUAUAAAAAAUUAUAUUCAGUCUCAUAUAUAUUCUCAUAAAGUGCUAUGAUUUUACUUUACAGCUUAACAUAUUUAAUUUUGCCCUAUUCUUUUACUUAUUUGAACAGACCUUGCAUGCAGAUUAAUUUCACAUAUCAGGACGUGCAGCUUUUUCCAGGCAGAAACUUCAAACAUUCCAGGUAAAGAUGAUUGUUCAGAAGACGGAGGACUGAUUUAGUGCACAGUUGUUUUUUAAUAAAACACAUUCUUCCAGCUCU
Xiphophorus maculatus (southern platyfish) is the source of this 5431-nucleotide messenger RNA. RefSeq names its product gamma-aminobutyric acid receptor subunit alpha-2-like. The record is from RefSeq and is a predicted model, not a curated record. NCBI's taxonomy places the organism in Eukaryota, Metazoa, Chordata, Actinopteri, Cyprinodontiformes, Poeciliidae. The transcript has 10 exons. Gene Ontology annotation, cellular component: postsynapse; synapse; GABA-A receptor complex. Gene Ontology annotation, molecular function: transmitter-gated monoatomic ion channel activity involved in regulation of postsynaptic membrane potential; GABA-gated chloride ion channel activity; benzodiazepine receptor activity. Gene Ontology annotation, biological process: chloride transport; synaptic transmission, GABAergic; gamma-aminobutyric acid signaling pathway. The coding region runs from base 599 to 1951 and encodes 450 amino acids.